Molecule: messenger RNA, 1108 nt
Organism: Branchiostoma floridae (Florida lancelet)
Lineage: Eukaryota; Metazoa; Chordata; Leptocardii; Amphioxiformes; Branchiostomatidae
Exons: 4
Coding region: 239-679 (146 amino acids)
Source: RefSeq, a predicted model, not a curated record
UCACGUGAUACCCAUGAUACAAGCUCAACGUUAUAUACACCGACAGCUUUUCAUCCAUUGAACAAAAGAAAGGUCAAUGUCAUUCUGACCUUUUGGGGAUGGACCAAUCCGCUUGGAGAGUUAGAUUUCAUCUAGAACCCCCGUGGCCGAUUGCGCAGUUAGAAAUUCACUGGGAGCUCGAGCAGGGUGCAGAAAAAGCGCAAACUUCUAGAGAGGACCAUUGUGAACCUCUUUCACCAUGGGCAAGCUGACGGUCGAGGCUACAGGAAAGACAAGCCCAGUGGACCCGCCUCCCUAUCCCUUGGAGCCCCUCCCAACUAAGCCUGGUCUCCAGACUAACAUCGUGGUACCAGAGGAGGUGCCUGGUCAUCCAUCGGCUCGCCCCAGACGGUGCCCAAAGAAGUGCGGGACCAUCGCCCUUGUUACCGUCUGUGUGGUGCUGGUGGUGGCGGUGGUCAUGCUGGGCGUCAAGCUGGGCAAGAAACAUAUGAUGGCUGGGAAACAUGGCUGUAGGGACAGUGGAGAGGAAGGCCACAUGGGUGAUGACGACUGCGAAGAGAUGGACGACAUGGAAGAGAUGGGCGAUGAGGGACCGGAGUCAGAUGAGCAAGACGAAGAUGGCUACGGGCAGAAUCCUAAUAGUCGCUGGUGCCAUCAAGGAACUGGUCACACUUGUUAAGACCUUUUGGAGAUCCCAGCAAAGGGGGGGGUGGCUACCCUAGCAACACAUAGCAACCACCGUUGACCCCAAUUUUGACACAUUUACCGCAUUGUUCGCUAAUUGCCCCCUCCCCACCUAGUGUGAAAACUUUGCAUGGAGGUGCCGAGAUCUAGAGUUGCUGGCUCGUUCUCAUUUUAAUGUCGAAAUGCUGUCGCCUGACUUUACGCCUUGAUAUGGAGCAAAUUAUUGACAAUAUCACUGGUUCCUUCAUUUUUCCACAACACCUGUAAUGUUUUACAAAAGAUGCACAGCAACAUUCGUAUUGGUUAAUGGCUUAGAGGAUUAUUAUAGCCAUGGUCGGGAUUUCACCGUCUAAAAAUGGCUGUCGCCUGAGAAGAAACGAAGAAUUCAAAUAGUAGCCAAAAAUGUAACAAUUCAGUUCCCAAA